GUUUGAGUGUUCACCCAAAGUCAAUGUCGGAGCAACUGAGCCAGCCACUGCUCAGCGACCACGACGACGACGACGGCGACCACAACGGCCAUCACGGUGGACGUGCAGCGUCGGUCGGACAGUGGUCUGACAGUUCAGCGGCAGCGUCUGCAGCGCUCUUGUCACCAGCGCAGCUCGACCGGCUGCGGGAGUCGUUUGGCUCUGGUUCUGUGGCACUGGGCGACCCGGCCGCGGACGACGACGACGGGGAUGACGAGGAUGACGACGAUAGCCAUCACAACCAGGGCCAUGAGUAUGGCUACAACACCCACACAAGCGCUCGUGCAGAUGUGGCUGCUGGCGCAGGAGACGCAACUCGCGACGAAACCGCUGACGCUGCUACUGCUCGCGCUGUGCCACUGCCAGCCACUGCUACAGGAGGCACUCCAAGUCGGACGAUGCACACCGCCGAAGAACUCAAGCAUCAAGAAGCCAUGGCAGGCUCAAGGCCGCAAAUCAGGCACCAACAGAGCGCUGGAUCGCUUGCAUCGCUCACUCUCAGUGCUGCUGGUGCUGCUGGUGCUGCUGGUGCUGCUGGUGCUGCUGGUGCUGCUGGUAGUACGAAAAGCCAAAGAUCGUCUGUUGGAGCAUUCCAGACAUCAUCGGCACACACAAGCAGGCCGCCGUCCGGCAGUUGGAGUGGCUACAGCUUUGGUCCGGCGGAUGACUCAAACUCGAGCAGCGACCUUCAUCAAGCUACGUCCACGACGUCGCUACUGGGACACCAAGACAGCACAGGCAGGUCCAGGUCGCUCAAUACGAGUGGAUCGUCGUCAUUCCGUGCCCGUUUCUUCCGCAGGGCCGGCGAGAGCAGCAACCGAUCGAUGACUUCCGAGGGCAGCCACGGACCAGUGUCGUUUGCUCGUUCACUCCUUCGCAAUGCUGACGAGAGCGACGACCUCUUUGGUUACAAUGCAGACGGAUACAAUCCACUCGCUACUUCGGGUGUUUCGCAAGAAGAGGCUGCGCCUGGAGGCUUGAGCGAACCAAAGCAAGGACUGACGCAAGCGCACGGUCCAACCCAUCGAUACUACUGGGACUUUCCAGAAAGCUGGGAAAGGAAGCUGCAAUGGUUUGACGAUCCCAUCAUCAAAUUCUGCCAGGGCGUUGGACUGGGCAAACCCUUCUUUUACUUGAAUAUUGUGGCGUUAGCAUUAACGGCUAUUGAAAGCGGUAUUGCUCUCCCGUUCGUCUUGUACAUGCUCGGCAAAGAUGCGUGCGCCACCCUUGCCACGUUUGUGAUCUUGCUGCUGUGCACCGUUUCCCAAAUUCCCAAGCGUUUCAUUUGGCGAUAUCGCCCGUACAUGGUCGAUCGAGCCGUCAAGGUGCGUCUUGAUUUGACGUCCUCAUUUCCGUCGCGCGCCGUCACAUGCGCCGUGGCCUAUACCUAUUUGGUAUUCGCGCUUGUUAACGACAACGCCGGUCGCGAUAUUAUUGACAUGGAGCCGUGGAUGUAUCCAGUCAUCCUUUUAGCUGCACUCUGCCUGGGAUUCUCUCGCGUCAAUUUUGGUGCGCAUUAUCCGUCGGAUUGCGUCGUUGGCUUUUUCCAGGGCGCACUCUGCGUGUUGCUCGGCGUGGGCUUUUACAAGCUUGAUAUUGCAACCUGCACCAGCUGUCAACAGAACGCGUGCUAUGCCAAUAUCAACAAUUCCGACCAAGUCAUGACUUGGUCCCAUCUCGAAAACCUCAACUACAUCAUCAUCUUGGCGAGCUCAACCAUCGGCUUGGGAAUUACCAUUCUCGUCAAUCUCAAACCACUGGAAUUCUGGUCCAAGUGCCAGCAUGUAUUUGGCAUUCUCUUUCCGUGCAUUGUUUUCAAAACCUCCUUCUUGUGUCCGCCGUAUUCCAACGAUCGCUCUGCGCUUCCGUUGACUGGCGGUGCGCCAUGGUACACGUACAUCAUGGCCAUCUUCUCCGCACUCGUAAUCACGGUUAUUGGCAUGAAAAUCAAGGGCAGUCUGCGAUCUAACAUCAUUGCGUACUGCGUCAUGUUCACGCUGACGUUUAUGAUUUUGUUUGCUUGGCGACUGUCUCGCUUGUAAAAUUUGUGUUCACAAUCCCCAUCUCGUUUUGACCUC
Capsaspora owczarzaki ATCC 30864 is the source of this 2117-nucleotide messenger RNA. RefSeq lists its product as hypothetical. Gene Ontology annotation, molecular function: sphingosine-1-phosphate phosphatase activity. NCBI's taxonomy places the organism in Eukaryota, Filasterea, Ministeriida, Capsasporidae. The coding region runs from base 24 to 2081 and encodes 685 amino acids. The record is from RefSeq and is a predicted model, not a curated record. The transcript has 9 exons.